UGUAAUCUCAAUAGAAUCUUGUUACUUGGUGUCGGCUUAUGGCCUUACCAACAAUCUAAAUUUAGUCGAUUUCAGCUCAUUGUCUCUUAUGUUAUUCUGUCGACGGGUAUUAUAUUUCAGUUAACACCAUUAAUAACAUUAAAAUGUACUUCAAAUCUUGUUACCAAAGUUCUGUCUUCCGUGUUUCUCGUUUUAAUGUUCAUAAUACAGUAUAACACUUUCUGUCUUAAUAUCGAAGUUGUCAAAAAUUUACUAACGGAGCUUCAACGUAUACAUAACAAAUUAAAGGACAAAAAUGAAAUUGCCAUUGUAGAAAAGUAUAGUUGUAUCGCAAAACGGUACACGAUUGUACUUACGGCAUUUGGAAUAUGCGCAAUAUCUUGUGUAGUUCUAUUGCAAAUUUGGCUUAAUAUAGCUAACGUCAAUUUACGUAUGAAUGCGUCUGAACCGUGUUAUAUAUUUAUUACGGAAUAUUUUAUUGAUCAGAAAAAGUAUUUUUAUUUGAUUUUGUUGCACACCAAUGCAGUAAUAUGCGUCGGGGCACUUGUAAUGGUGGCGAUAGGUACAAUGCUCAUCACAUACAUUGAGCAUACCUGUGGAAUGUUUAGAAUUGCUAGCUAUCGUAUAGAACAUGCAAUAACUAUCAAUAUUCUACAAAAUAUUUCGUUAAAAAAUGAAAUUUCGAUGACUGAGGGUAUAAUUUGUGCCGUGGACAUUCAUCGUCAAGCUAUGAAAUUAUCCAAACAUUUACUGUCUACAUUCGAAAUCAUGAUAUGUUGUUUUACGGGAUGUGUGGUAGCUUGCUUUAGCCUCAGUCUGUUUCAACUAUUCCAGAUAGCAUCAUCUACAAAUAAUGUUGGAGAUUUUUUAGUGUCAUUUGUGUAUGCUUCUGUAAGCAUUAUAUACAUGUUUAUAGCUAACUAUAUCGGACAAAGUACAAUUGACCACAAUAAUAACGUGUUCAUUACUGCGUACAAUGUUCAAUGGUAUAAAACCCCUUUACAUGUACAAAGAAUGAUACUGUUUCUGUUGCAAAGAAGAACUAAAGAAUUUUCUUUAAAUAUUGGUGGAGUAUUUGAUGCAUCGAUGGAAGGUUUUGCCACGCUAGUGAAGGCCUCGGUAUCUUAUUUUACUCUCAUACAUUCUGCACACUGAUGAAAUUAAUUGUACUCAUGAUGGAGAUAUAGUUAAUGAAGAG
Molecule: messenger RNA, 1198 nt
Organism: Vollenhovia emeryi
Lineage: Eukaryota; Metazoa; Arthropoda; Insecta; Hymenoptera; Formicidae
Exons: 9
Coding region: 196-1155 (319 amino acids)
Biological process (GO): sensory perception of smell; detection of chemical stimulus involved in sensory perception of smell
Cellular component (GO): plasma membrane
Molecular function (GO): odorant binding; olfactory receptor activity
Source: RefSeq, a predicted model, not a curated record